AUCCCGCGCGGCUUGUCAUCUGACAUGGGAAGAUGCUAGCGGUUUCUUUCCAAAACAUUUACGGAACUUGAUGGGUUUUAGGGUUAAAUCUGAGUUUUAUGUGAUUUGUUCAGUAGCAGACGUGUUUAUGGAUUCAAAAUGCCUCCAGUCAGAUUUAUUAUACUAAAAUAAAUAACAAUAAUAAUGAAAUAUAGCGAGCUAAUGCUAGGUAGUUAGCGUGUUUGUGUUUUGUAAAAACAGUAAAUAACAUCUUUACAUAUUUACGAAACCAGCAGUAGACGAUGGGAGCGGAACAGAGCGGCGAUGCUGAGCACAAGCAUUCAGACCACAGCAGCGCCUCAGUCGCGCCCUCGCCAGCGAAACACCGGGCGAAAAUGGACGACAUCGUGGUCGUCGCUCAAGGAACGCAGUCUUUACGGAACAUCCACAACGACCCCGACGUCAUCAAGCUGCAGGAGAUCCCCACCUUCCAGCCCCUGCUAAAGGGUGUCCUGAGUGGACAGACGUCCCCCAGCACGGGGUCCGUGGAGAAGCUGGACUCGGUGCAGGUGCUGCAGCUGUGUGUGCGUUACCAGGAGCACCUGCACCAGUGCGCAGAGGCCGUGGCCUUCGACCAGAACGCUCUCGUCAAGAGGAUCAAAGAGAUGGACCUGUCGGUAGAGGCGCUCUUCAGCAUCAUGCAGGACCGGCAGAAGCGCUACGCUAAAUACGCCGAGCAGAUCCAGAAGGUAAACGAGAUGUCGAUGAUCCUGCGGCGGAUCCAGAUGGGCAUCGACCAGACCGUGCCUCUGAUGGAGCGCCUCAACAACCUGCUGCCCGAGAGCGAGCGCCUCGAGCCGUUCAGCAUGAAGCCUGAGUAGAGAGCGGGGUGUGUGUGUGUAUGUAGAGUCAGAGACUGAACGUGCGCAGCUUAGCGUUAUUAAAUUCCCCUGUAAAUACAAACCUCGUGAAUUUUACAGGUAUUCAACAGUGCUGCUUCAGAGCGUCUCUAAAAGGCACGUCGCGAUAUUUUGCACUCACUGCUCUAAUGGAUCUGAUGUUACUCAUCCACAGCUGUCACGUUUUUUUGGUACGUUCACACAUCAGCGCUCGCUUCUCUGCAGCUCGCGAUGUCUAAAGCGUGAACCGGGUUACUGAUUGCGCUUCAGAUUCUUAUUAAAGGAAGUGGAAAUAAAAAAGCACAGUUUGA
Messenger RNA from Clarias gariepinus (North African catfish), 1189 nucleotides. RefSeq names its product BLOC-1 related complex subunit 5 (gene borcs5). NCBI's taxonomy places the organism in Eukaryota, Metazoa, Chordata, Actinopteri, Siluriformes, Clariidae. Gene Ontology annotation, biological process: lysosome localization; positive regulation of anterograde synaptic vesicle transport; organelle transport along microtubule. Gene Ontology annotation, cellular component: synaptic vesicle membrane; BORC complex; cytoplasmic side of lysosomal membrane. The record is from RefSeq and is a predicted model, not a curated record. The coding region runs from base 282 to 860 and encodes 192 amino acids. The transcript has 5 exons.